UCAGACCGACUGAAGUCCAAAAGAUGAGUGAUUGUGUGGAGGAAGAGGAGGACAGGGCAGAGUCUCCAGGACCCAGCUGUCUGUCCUUGAAGAGUGACCAGUCCAAAGGGAAACUACCAUUCUUCAGUGAUGAACCUGGACCCUCAGACUCACAUCAGGACGUCCUGAAGGAUCCAGUCUCUACCAGCUGUGGACACUGGUUCUGCAGACAGUGCAUCACCUCAUACUGGGACCAGUCUGGUUCUUCAGGAGACUCCUCCUGUCCCCAGUGUGGACAAAGACCCAGAACAAGACCUGGACUGCAGACAGCCAGUCAGACCAGCACUGAACAAACAGAUAGUGGUCUGCAGGAGGUUUUAGAUCAACAUAAGAUCAGUCUGAGCACCAGAUGUGAACAUGUGACUGAAGGAACUGAUGGAACAGGAAGUGGAACCCUCCUCAACAGGAUCUACACUGAGCUCCACAUCACAGAGGGACAGAGUGAAGAGGUUAAUACCCAACAUGAGGUGAGGCAGCUGGAGACAACUUCCAAGAUGGAGACCCUCCAUGACGCUCCAAUCAGGUGCCACGACAUCUUUAAAGUCUUAGCUGACCAGCAGAGACCCAUCAGAGUGGUUCUGACCAACGGCGUCGCUGGCGUUGGAAAAACCUUCUCGGUGCAGAAGUUCUCUCUGGACUGGGCAGAGGGCUUGGAGAACCAAGAUGUCAGUCUGCUGGUUCUGCUUUCGUUCAGGGAGCUGAACCUGAUCAGAGAUCAGCAGUACAGUCUUCUCAGGCUGCUCCAUGUUUUCCAUCCAACAUUACAGAAUGUCACAGCAGAGCAGCUCGCUGUCUGUAAAGUUCUGUUCAUCUUUGACGGCCUGGAUGAAAGCAGACUGUCACUGGAUUUCAACAACAGGAAGUCUGUGUGUGAUGUCACACAGGAGUCAUCAGUCAACGUGCUGCUGACAAACCUCAUCAGGGGGAAUCUGCUUCCCUCGGCUCUCGUCUGGAUAACUUCCAGACCUGCGGCGGCCAAUCAGAUCCCUCCUACAUGUGUGGACAGGGUAACAGAAGUACGAGGCUUCACUGACGCCCAGAAGGAGGAGUACUUCAGGAGGAGAUCCAGUGAUGAAGAGCUGUCCAGCAGAAUCAUCUCACACAUCAAGACGUCCAGGAGCCUCCACAUCAUGUGUCAAGUCCCAGUCUUCUGCUGGAUCACUGCUACAGUUCUGGAGCACAUGUUGACCACAGACCAGAGAGGAGAGCUGCCCCAGACCCUGACUGACCUGUUCUCACACUUCCUGCUGGUUCAGACACAGAGGAAGAAGAACAAGUACCAUGAGGGACGUGAGACGAGUCCACAGGAGCUGACGGAGGCUGACGGGGAAGUUCUUCUGAAGCUGGGGAGGCUGGCGUUUGAACAUCUGGAGAAAGGAAACAUCAUGUUCUACCAAGAAGACCUGGAGCAGUGUGGUCUUGAUGUCACAGAGGCCUCGGUGUACUCAGGACUUUGUACUGAGAUCUUCAGAAGAGAGAGUGUGAUCUUCCAGAAAACAGUCUACUGCUUUGUUCAUCUGAGCGUUCAGGAGUUUCUGGCUGCAGUCUACAUGUUCCACUGUUACACCAACAGGAAGACAGAGGUCCUGAAGGGCUUCCUGGGAGAAGACUAUAAACACUGGAACUCAAACCCAGAGUCUCUUUUCGGGAAGAUUUCUAAGAUUUUUGGCAACAAUGAUAGCCGAGAUCCUUCUCUGGAUGACUUCCUGAGGAGAGCCAUGGAGAAAUCCCUCUACAGUAGAAACGGUCACCUGGACCUGUUUGUUCGCUUCCUUCAUGGCCUCUCUCUGGAGUCCAACCAGAGGCUCUUAGGAGGUCUGCUGGGUCAGACAGAGAACAGUCCAGAAACCAUCCAGAGAGCCAUCACCAACCUGAAGAAGAUGAACAGAGAUGAUAUCUCUCCUGACAGAAGCAUCAACAUCUUCCACUGUCUGAUGGAGAUGAAGGAUCACUCAGUUCAUCAGGAGAUCCAAGAGUUCCUGGAGUCAAAGAACAGAUCAGAAAAGAAACUCUCUCUGAUCCAGUGCUCAGCUCUGGCCUACAUGCUGCAGAUGUCAGUGGAGGUUCUGGAUGAGUUGGACCUGGAGAAGUUCAACACAUCAGAGGAGGGACGACGGAGACUGAUCCCAGCUGUGAGGAACUGCAGGAAGGCUCGACUUUCUGGCUGUCGACUCUCAGAGACUCACUGUGAAAAUCUGGCCUCAGCUCUGAGGUCCAACCCCUCCCACCUGAGAGAGCUGGACCUGCGUGGAGAAUACAACCUGCAGGAUUCAGGAGUGAAGGUCCUGUCUGCUGGAUUGGAGAGUCCAAACUGUAGACUGGAGACUCUGAGACUGUGGUUCUGCAGGUUGUCAGAGAUCAGCUGUUCUUCUCUGGUCUCAGCUCUGAAGUCCAACCCCUCCCACCUGAGAGAACUGGACCUGAGUGGAAACAAGCUGCAGGAUUCAGGAGUGAAGCAGCUGUGUGGUUUUCUGGAGAGUCCAGACUGUCGACUGGAGACUCUGAGACUGAUGGACUGCAGUUUGUCAGAGAUCAGCUGUUCUUCUCUGGCUUCAGCUCUGAAGUCCAACCCCUCCCACCUGAGAGAACUGGAGCUGAGUAGAAAUGAUCUGCAGGAUUCAGACCUGAAGGAGCUGUGUGAUCUUAUGGAGAGUCCAGACUGUCGACUGGAGACUCUGAGAUGGGAAUCAUGUAAACUCAUCUUAGAGUCAGUGGCCUCACCAUUUCUGCUGCCAUCUCUGUAAGACCCUGAGUCUUCAGAAAGCAAUGUGUGUGUUGAGAGAGGAUGAGCUGUGUCCUGAUGAUCCAGAUGUUGAAGCCGCAGCAGCUGGUGUGUACAGAGGAUCUGAUUGGACCAUGUUACUGGGAGGUGGAGAGGAGAGGAGAGGAGAGCUUCAUCCAGCAGUGACUGACAGAGGAAUCAGAAGAAGUGGAUAUGAAUCUCAGUUCUGAAGUCUGAACUGAUCUGAGAACAGCUCCACUGUCACACACAGAGUCCAGUCCACCAUCAUCCCUGUGUGUUCUUCUGGACCUGACAGACCAUCACCAGCGUCUCUGGACUGAUGCUGCUGCUGCUCUGUCCUUCUCCACAAUCUCUGCAAACCUUGAGACUCCUUCAGAUGGAGAGGAGAUAUGACUUCAGCUGCUAGUUUGUUGUCUUGAACAGCAGGUGGUGCUGCUGCUGCAUCAGCUGAGAUUCAAACAGUGUGUUUUUGUCUCAUUUGCACUCAGACAGAAAUCACACAAGGAGACAAGCUGGGUUCAAACCUGUGACAUGGACACAACUAAUACACAUCAACAUCGACAUCAAGUUCAGCUGCCAAGACAGGAAGCUGUGACAUUUUAUUUCUUUCUUUAAUUCUUUUAAUCCAGUUUCCUCUGUUCUGGUUCAUGUAUUCAUCUAAAAUCACAGUGUUUGUGUCUGCACAUGCAUUUUAAAGUAAAGCACAUAAAUAAAUUCAGUUGUCAUUGACAGACAGACAGAUAAAUGAACAGGUUUCUCUGUGGUCUGGAAAGUCUUCAAGUGAAAUUCAUAGAUCCAGGGAAAAUCUUUUAGUACUGUGUUGUUAAAAGUAAAAUAUAAAGAUUUUAACACAUUAUUACAGACGCUUUUACUCUCUGAAAUAUUAUAUUUCCUGUUCAAGCUCUGAUCAAAAUGGUGGUUUAAUUGAGGUUUAACAUCUUUGGCAAGAAUUUACAAACGAAUGAAAAACGUCUCUUUGAAACAAAAGAUCUAAACAAACUUAAAAUGGGACGUUUUCAUCAGAUACAGAGCAGUGAGUGCUUUUCCACCUGUUAACCUACAGAUGGCGCUGUAGUGUAACAUUUGACAGACUGGCAGUAGGUGGCAGAACAUCCCAGUUCCUCAUAUGAGAAGAUGCUGAGAUCAUGUGUUUUAUAUUGUUUUUACUGUUAUGUUCUGUGCACACUCAAUCUCUUUUUAUUUUAUUUGUUUAUUUAUUCUAUUUUCAUUAUUCUGUUUUGUCACAGGCAAAAACAAGGUUUCUAAUUCAUGUUGACAUUACUGUUUCAUGAUGAUGAUGAUGUAGUUCAUCACUUUUUUUUGCUGUUUUUGCAUUUUGAGCUUGAAGAAAGUUUUUCUGUUCUCCAAGUUGCACUUACUU
Molecule: messenger RNA, 4163 nt
Organism: Seriola aureovittata
Lineage: Eukaryota; Metazoa; Chordata; Actinopteri; Carangiformes; Carangidae
Product: NLR family CARD domain-containing protein 3-like
Exons: 7
Coding region: 24-2783 (919 amino acids)
Molecular function (GO): protein binding
Source: RefSeq, a predicted model, not a curated record